AUGGUUAUAAUUACAUUACGAUCAUUAGUAAAGGUGCCAGCUUUACUAGUACUGUUCACAACGUUUAGUACUGUUUUUGGGCAGUUCAACGAUUCUUUGGCUAAAAAUAAGUUUCUGCCAUUAGCUGCUGCUGCCUAUACUAUAUACCCAGCACAAUGUGUUACCAAUGUGUUUGAGGAUGCUAGUGUAACAAAGACUGUCACAGCUGAAUGUGGUACCAAUAUUGGAGAGUUCAAGUUGUGUUAUGGGUUUACUGGUGUCGCUCAUAAGGACAAGGCUGUCUUCUUGUCUUAUAGGUUAGUUUUGUUUAGUCUAUUGACUUUUAGGUCAAGCACAACUUAUUUUAUAUAUACAUGCUAUUACAUAUAUAUAUAUGUUAUGGCGAAAAGAGCAUUUUUUAAUGUUUUACAUUCUAGAGGAACAGUAGGAGGUAUCCAGCUGUUAUACGAGUCAUAUGAGACUGCCUUUGCCCCAAUGGUAGAAGCUAAAAUUGGAGGUAAAGUGUCACAGUACUUCUACAAUGUCUACAGUAACCUACAAAAAGAUGGCCUGAACGACGAAGUGUUAAGACUAGCCAAAGAAUACCCAGACUAUGCGAUCUGGAUUGGGGGUCACUCUCUUGGUGGUGCCUUGUCCUCAAUAUCAGCAGCUGAACUAAUCAAGAUCCAGAAUAUUUCUCCAGAAAAAGUUACAGUAAUUACUUUUGGAGAGCCUAGAAGCGGGAAUUCUGAAUAUUCUAAAAACUACGAUGCUCUAGUACCAAAGACCUUCAGAGUGGUUAACAAGGCGGAUUUGGUACCACACCUACCACCUUUGGGCUUCUUCGACUAUGUGCACCAUAGUACUGAAGUGUGGUACGAAAAGGGAAUGCUGAAUACUGCAGAAUACACCAUGUGUCCGCCUGAGAGUAAUGACUGCAGUAAUAAGAUUGGGGCCAAGUAUAUAUUUACUGACCAUUUCACUUACUACAUGCAGUUUGUGGUUGGCUAUGGGCUUUCUGGUUGUGGAGCUAUUGCGGCCGCUUUCAAAAAGUUUUUCGGUUAA
Messenger RNA from Bursaphelenchus okinawaensis, 1044 nucleotides. The record is from the annotation of a GenBank genome assembly. Lineage: Eukaryota; Metazoa; Nematoda; Chromadorea; Rhabditida; Aphelenchoididae.